Messenger RNA from Bombina bombina (fire-bellied toad), 2342 nucleotides. RefSeq names its product oocyte zinc finger protein XlCOF6.1-like. The transcript is spliced from 4 exons. The record is from RefSeq and is a predicted model, not a curated record. The coding region runs from base 137 to 1351 and encodes 404 amino acids. Gene Ontology annotation, molecular function: DNA-binding transcription factor activity; RNA polymerase II cis-regulatory region sequence-specific DNA binding. Lineage: Eukaryota; Metazoa; Chordata; Amphibia; Anura; Bombinatoridae. Gene Ontology annotation, biological process: regulation of transcription by RNA polymerase II.
UCUAGACACAGGAUCACAAGGAGACCUUGUACAGAAUAUUCAGCCAUCAGAUGUCUCUGCAGGUGAUGAUGAUAUUAAUACUGACGUAGAUGUUAAAACAGAAGAUGUAAAUGUAACGUGUCAGCUGGAAGCUCCAAUGCAGGAAAUGUGUGACAGUGACAAUGCAGGUGUAAAUGAUGCUAAGAUUUCAUGUAACACUAAACAAACUGAAGAUCAGUGGCUAAGAAAUAUGCCAGGAGCUGCAGAACAGGAAAUAUGUGCCAAUAUAAGCACAGGUGAAUUCACAGACGGCAAUAAUCCUAGUCCUGAUAAGAGUUCAGAUGCUUCUUUACAUCUUCUGCAAAAUCAAAGAAGCCACGUGGGAAAUGUACAUCUUUGUAAACAUCUGAAUAUUCAUACAGGAGAAAAGCCAUUUUCCUGUCUUAUAUGUGGGAAAUUGUUUAACCAUAGAAAAAAUCUUGUUGCUCAUCGGAAAAUACAUAGAGCAAAAAAAGGAUUUUUAUGUUCUGACUGUGGGAAAUAUUGUGCUCAGAAAUCACAUCUUAUUGAUCAUCAGAAAAUUCACACAGGAGAAAAAGCAUUUUCAUGUCCUGACUGUGGAAAAUGUUUUACUCUAAAAUCAACUCUUAUUAGGCAUCAGAAAAUUCAUACUGGGGAGAAAGCAUUUUCAUGUUCUGAAUGUGGAAAAUGUUUUACUCUGAAAUCACAUCUUCUUAGCCAUCAGAAAGUUCAUACAGGGGAGAAACCAUUUUCAUGUUCUGACUGUGGGAAAUGCUUUACUCUGAAAUCAACUCUUCUUAGCCAUCAGAAAAUUCAUACAGGAGAAAAAGCAUUUACAUGUUCCGACUGUGGGAAAUGUUUUACUCAGAAAUCAAAUCUUAUUACGCAUCAGAAAAUUCAUACUGGGGAGAAAGCAUUUUCAUGUUCUGACUGUGGGAAAUGUUUUACCCGGAAAAUUACUCUUAUUAAGCAUCAGAAAACUCAUACUGGGGAGAAAGCAUUUUCAUGUUCUGACUGUGGGAAAUGUUUUACUCUGAAAUCAAAUCUUAGUAGGCAUCAGAAAAUUCAUACAGGAGAGAAAGCAUUUUCAUGUUCUGACUGUGGGAAAUGUUUUACUCAGAAAUCAACUCUUCUUAGCCAUCAGAAAAUUCAUACAGGUGAGAAAGGAUUUUCAUGUUCUGACUGUGGGAAAUGUUUUGCUCUGAAAUCAAAUCUUAUUAGCCAUCAGAAAAUUCAUGCAGGGGAGAAAGGAUUUUCAUGUUCUAAAUGCGGAAAAUGUUUUACUCGGAAAACAACUCUUAUUAACCAUCAGAAAACUCAUAUUAAAAGAAAUCAGAGUUUAACCUCCUAAGUACAGAGGGUGGUAUGUAGUUGUCACCCACACAAUACCAAGUGCUGAUGAUGACUGCAUGUGACCCCCUGGGGCAUGCAGUUUUGGAGCUGUUUGAUUCCCUUUCUGCACAUCAAGCAUUUAUGAGGUGACCCCAGGGUGGAUGUGAUUUAAAUCACUAGUCAGUAGGAUUACAUUAAUAAUAACAAUAGAAAUAGUUUUAUUUAACUAAAACAAUAACAUUAUUUUUUAUUUUAAUGCUUGCCCCUCCCUCCUCACACUUAGGUCCUUGUGCAGUUCUAUUCCACUACAAUCUUCUAUUCAGUGAACUUCCUGAAAUUUAGUAUGUGUUGAUUCUGUGUACAUAGAUUUGCAGGGGAGCAAUGACAUUAAAGGAAAAUACAGUCAAAAUUAAACUUUCAUGAUUCAGAAAGAACAUUAAAUUUUUAAUAAUUCUCUAAUUGACUUCUCUUAUCUAAUUCUUGAUAUCCAUUGUUGAAAAGCCUGCAUAGGUAGACUCACUCAGAUGUAAUGUACUACUGUGAGCUAGCCUGUUGUCACUGUCUCAUCCAUUGUAUUCAGAUAGGCCCCAGUAGAGCAUUGCUCUCCUUCAACUAAGGAUUCCAAGAGAAUGAAGAAAAUCUAAUAGAAGUAAAUCUGAAAAUGGUAUGUUCUAUCUGAAACCCAAAAGUUAUCUUUCAUGAUUAUAGUCUAUUUAUCAACUCUAUGUUAAUUUUAUAACAAUUUGCUGUGGAGAAGGGGCAUGUUAUUUAUGCAGAUACAAAUUCACAGUUCAGUGAAGUUGAUUGAAUGGCGCUUCACUUUACAGAUGGACAAUGACCCAAAAACAAGGCAGAAAGACCCAUGAGCAAACAAUAACUGAUGACAGCUGCAGUAAAGGCCUGGCAAAGCAUUACAAAGGAGGAAACCCAGCAUUUGAUGAACUUCCAGACUUUAAGCAGUCAUUGCCUACAGAUUCUCGACAAAGUAUUAAAAAUUAACAUUUUAUUAA